GUAGUAGUAGGGAAAAAAGAAAGUGUAGAGAGACUCGCGUACGUCUUCCGAUGAUAUAUUAUGAAAUUUUCGUGCGAGACUGUGAAAAAAUUGCGAUCUUCCGUGAUCGAGGUGCGCCGCUGCAGACCCUUUAACGCGAGACAAUUCGCCUUUUUGUCUCUCAUCCUCACCGAGAUAAAUAACGACCUAUAGUUCCCGUAAAAAUGGCGCGAUCCUAUAAAAAAGUUAUGAUCAUCUCAAUCGUCGGUUUAAUAAUCAUGGUUCUUGGCAUCAUCGCAGGAUCACUUUGGAUCACUAUGCUAUACGAAUUGCUAUUUACAAAGCUAAUGACGUUAACGAAAACAUCUUUCAAUUUCGAUAUGUGGGUGGAAACUCCUGUUCCAAUGUACUUGAAAUUCUACAUGUUUAAUUGGACUAAUCCACAUGAGUUUUCGUCAGGUGUAAAACCACAUUUUCAGGAAAUGGGGCCUUACGUUUUUCGAGAAAUCGAUUACAAAGUGAAUCGAGUAUGGAAUGAUGAAAAUGGAACCGUCACAUUUCAAAGGAGGAAAGUUUGGUUCUUUGAGCAAUCUAUGUCGAAUGGAAAUCUAACCGACCAAGUUACAAACAUAAAUCCGAUAAUUGCGACAGUUGCAACUACGAUGAAAGAUAAGUCUAUGUUUAUACGCAUGGUAGUCAAUGCAGCUAUGGUGCGCUUAGGGGAGAAGUUAAUAUUAACUAAAAGUGUGAAGACGUUGAUAUUUGAAGGAUUCAACGACACAUUGUUGGAACUUGUACGAAAGAUGAAUGUGACCGAUUUACCUUAUUCUAAAUUUGCAUGGUUCUACGGGAGAAACGGCUCGGAUACUUACGACGGCGUAUUCAAUAUGUUAACUGGAACAAAUAAUUUGUACGGUAUGGGAAUGUUAAAAGAAUGGAAUUACAGUAAUCGGACAAAUGAUUAUACGGGUUCUUGUAAUAUGAUACAUGGAACGUUAGGAGAUUUUUGGCCACCUUUAGCAGACAAUUACACGAUACCUAUAUUCGUUCCUGAUAUUUGCACAUAUGUGGAUUUGGAAUUCGUAGAAACAAUGAAACUUGAAGGUAUAACAGGAAAUAAGUAUAUUGGGACAAAAAAUAUGCUUGAUAAUGGUGAAUCUGUACCUUCAAGACGAUGUUUUUGUCCCAAUGGAAAUUGUGGACCCAGCGGAACAUUAAAUAUUUCAUCUUGCAAAUUUGGAGCGCCGGCUUUUGUUAGCAUGCCACACUUUUAUCUAGCCGAUCCAAGUUAUACAGAGAACAUAACAGGAAUGUCACCAGAUAAACAAAAACACGAAUUGGUGAUUGUUCUGGAACCAACUUCAGGUGUCCCACUUAUGGUUAAGGCGCAACUGCAGUUAAACUUAUUGCUGGAACCAGUGGAUGGUAUGAGUAUGUUUAAGAAUAUGCAGAAGACUUACAUCCCAAUGCUGUGGUUUACUCAAGAGGCUAAUCUAACUGCCGAAUACUCAGGCAACGUUGAGCUACUUUUAAUUCUUCCAUCAUUAGGUUCUGUAACCUUUUUUGGAAUCGCAGGAAUCGGAGUUCUAAUAUUCUUCAUCGGAAUCUUCAUUUAUAUACGACAGAGAUGGCGAGGAGAGGAAGGUCAAGUAUUGAUAUCUAAAUACGAUGGCGAUGUUAGAACACGAGACGAAAUGUAGUAAUUAUUUCCUUUUAUGAGCGUGAUUGUUACAAGUCGGACGCCGAGAUUUAAAUUUAUUUUAUUAUGCGUUCGCAUUACUUCUUGUAUAUGUCAUAACUAAAACGUUAGAAGUUCUGUUUAUGCUAUUCAUCACUAAUUUGUGAGAUAUAUCAACACGACGAAAUUUAUGUGGAUUGACAAUUUUCUAUGCAAUGUGGAAUUUACGUCGAUAAAAAUAUUGCAUGACUUUACGUUGCUAUCAAAAAUUGGUAAAAGUUACCGAUUAGGGGACCCCCCC
Molecule: messenger RNA, 1958 nt
Organism: Trachymyrmex cornetzi
Lineage: Eukaryota; Metazoa; Arthropoda; Insecta; Hymenoptera; Formicidae
Product: protein croquemort
Exons: 9
Coding region: 204-1679 (491 amino acids)
Cellular component (GO): membrane; cytoplasm
Molecular function (GO): scavenger receptor activity
Source: RefSeq, a predicted model, not a curated record